AUGGUGGAGACUGAUUCUUAUUCUUUAUUUCAAAUGGUGAGAGGAUUAGCUGCUGUUCCAUGGAAGAUGCAAUAUCUACUUGAAAGGAUUAAGAUGCUGUUUGGCUUUCUGAAUUUGCAAAUCAAACACAUAUAUAGGGAAGCUAAUAGUCUGGCUGACUUCUUAGCUUCCUUUGCAGUUAAAUCAGAACAGUACACUGAGUUUUCUGCAAAUAAUAUUCUGCCAUCCAUUGGAAGACUGAUAUUGCAACAAGAUUUAUAUGGCUUUCCCUAUGCCAGAUUGAAGAGUUUGAUAUGUGAUCAAAGAGAAGAAUCAAGAGCAGUUCUUCAGUUUCUGUUGGCUGCUCCUUUUCCAAUCUGCUUGGACUAUCUUCUGGACUUCUUUUGUGAGCUUUUGAGUUUGGAUGAUCAGAUUAUGGUGGAGACUGAUUCUUAUUCUUUAUUUCAAAUGGUGAGAGGAUUAGCUGCUGUUCCAUGGAAGAUGCAAUAUCUACUUGAAAGGAUUAAGAUGCUGUUUGGCUUUCUGAAUUUGCAAAUCAAACACAUAUAUAGGGAAGCUAAUAGUCUGGCUGACUUCUUAGCUUCCUUUGCAGUUAAAUCAGAACAGUACACUGAGUUUUCUGCAAAUAAUAUUCUGCCAUCCAUUGGAAGACUGAUAUUGCAACAAGAUUUAUAUGGCUUUCCCUAUGCCAGAUUGAAGAGUUUGAUAUGUGAUCAAAGAGAAGAAUCAAGAGCAGUUCUUCAGUUUCUGUUGGCUGCUCCUUUUCCAAUCUGCUUGGACUAUCUUCUGGACUUCUUUUGUGAGCUUUUGAGUUUGGAUGAUCAGAUUAUUAAGGGGCUGAUACUUAUUAUUUUGGACAGACUGUUGGUCUUCCCUGUCUCUUCCUGGACUGUAUCUGUGGCCAUUUCUUCUGUGGCUUAA
Molecule: messenger RNA, 921 nt
Organism: Ilex paraguariensis (yerba mate)
Lineage: Eukaryota; Viridiplantae; Streptophyta; Magnoliopsida; Aquifoliales; Aquifoliaceae
Source: the annotation of a GenBank genome assembly